Molecule: messenger RNA, 3915 nt
Organism: Epinephelus moara (kelp grouper)
Lineage: Eukaryota; Metazoa; Chordata; Actinopteri; Perciformes; Serranidae
Product: transient receptor potential cation channel subfamily M member 1-like
Exons: 19
Coding region: 1-3381 (1126 amino acids)
Biological process (GO): protein tetramerization; calcium ion transport into cytosol
Cellular component (GO): membrane
Molecular function (GO): calcium channel activity
Source: RefSeq, a predicted model, not a curated record
AUGGAGCAUUACUGCCACCAUCUGGACCGGAGUGUGGAUCAGGGAGAGUGCACACAUGGGACCAAGCAGCAACCUCUGAGGCUGAAACAUGAAUCCAACCCUGCAGUUCCUCUGAUGACCACUAGAGAGCUCUACAACACGAAGUUGGGGCCGACCAACACGCUGCAUUUUGUGGUCAGAGACGUCAAAAAGGGGAACCUUCCUCCAGACUAUCAGAUCACACUCAUCGAUAUCGGCCUGGUGCUGGAGUUGCUGAUGGGUGGAGCUUAUCGCUGCAACUACACCAGGAAGAGCUUCAGGACGCUGUACAACAACCUGUACGGCCUCAAACGACCGAAGGCUCUGAAACUUCUGGGAAUGGAGGAUGACGAGCCCCGUCCAAAGGGCAAAGGAAAGAAAAACAAGAAGAAGGAGGAGGAAGUGGACAUCGACGUGGACGACCCCGAGGUCAGCAGGUUUCAGUACCCAUUCCAUGAGCUGAUGGUGUGGGCAGUGCUGAUGAAGCGUCAGAAGAUGGCGCUCUUCCUGUGGCAGCGGGGGGAGGAGGCCAUGGCCAAGGCGCUGGUGGCCUGUAAACUCUACAAGGCCAUGGCCCACGAGUCGUCCCAGAGCGAGCUGGUGGAUGACAUCUACCAGGACCUGGAGAACAACUCCAAGGAGUUCGGUCAGCUGGCCUACGAGUUGUUGGACCAGUCGUACAAACAUGACGAGCAGGUGGCGAUGAAGUUGCUGACGUACGAGCUGAAGAACUGGAGUAACUCCACCUGUCUGAAACUCGCAGUAGCCGCCAAACACCGAGACUUCAUCGCCCACACCUGCAGCCAGAUGUUGCUCACCGACAUGUGGAUGGGCUGUCUGAGGAUGGGCAAGAGCAACAGCCUCAAGGUGAUUUUAGGGAUCGUGUUCCCUCCUGCCAUCCUCCUCAUGGACUUCCGUCUUGGAGAUGAAGCUUCAUUUCAUUUGUCCAAAGAGACAGAGGAGAGAAUCAAGGACGACGACAACAAAUCCAGCAAGGACGCUGUCUCCAAUGUGGAUGCCACGUCAAAAAAAGGAGAUGAAGAAGAAGAGCAGAAGAAACACAGGAGAAAGACUCCGGUCAUGAGGAAGAUCUACGAGUUCUACAACGCUCCUUUCACCAAGUUCUGGUUCAACACGAUCUCGUACCUGGUGUACCUGAUGUUGUAUAAUUACAUCAUCCUGGUGAAGAUGGAGCGCUGGCCGACUCUCCAGGAGUGGAUCGUCAUCUCUUACAUCAUCACUCUGGGCCUGGAGAAGGUCCGACAGAUCCUGAUGUCAGAGCCGGGGAAGCUGAAGCAGAAGAUCAAUGUGUGGUUGGAAGACUACUGGAACAUCACAGACCUGGUCGCCAUCUCCGUCUUCCUGUUUGGUCUCCUGCUGCGUCUGCAGAGCGAACCGUCCAUGGGCUACGGCCGCGUCAUCUACUGCGUCGACAUUAUCUUCUGGUACAUCCGCGUCCUCGACAUCUUCGGGGUCAACAAGUACCUGGGGCCCUACGUCAUGAUGAUCGGGAAGAUGAUGAUUGACAUGCUGUACUUCGUGGUCAUCAUGCUGGUGGUGCUGAUGAGUUUCGGCGUAGCUCGGCAGGCCAUCCUCCACCCCGACGAGGAGCCGACGUGGCGUCUGGCUCGAAACAUCUUCUACAUGCCGUACUGGAUGAUCUACGGAGAGGUGUUUGCAGACUCCAUAGACCUUUAUGCGAUGGAAAUAAAUCCUCCAUGUGGAGACAACAUGUAUGAUGAAGAUGGGAAGAAGCUUCCUCCCUGUAUCCCCGGAGCCUGGCUCACUCCGGCCAUCAUGGCGUGUUACCUGCUGGUCGCCAACAUCCUGCUGGUCAACCUGCUCAUCGCCGUCUUCAACAACACCUUCUUUGAGGUGAAGUCCAUCUCCAACCAGGUGUGGAAGUUCCAGCGGUAUCAGCUGAUCAUGACCUUCCACGACCGUCCCAUCCUGCCCCCCCCCCUCAUCAUCUUCCCCCACAUUUACAUCGUCCUGAGAAGGCUGUGCUGCCGCUGCAGACGGAGGACGGAAGGAGACCACGACGAACGGGAGAGACGACUCCAGCUGGUGCUGAGUCCUGAGGAGCUGAAGAGCCUGUAUGAGUUUGAGGAGCAGUGUGUGGAGGAAUAUUUCAGAGAGAAAGACGAUGAGAAACAGUCGUCCAACAACGAGAGGAUCAGAGUCACAUCUGAGAGGGUGGAGAACAUGUUCAUGCGUCUGGAGGAGGUGAAUGAGAGGGAGCACUCCAUGAAGGCGUGCCUGCAGACGGUGGACCUCCGCCUGGCUCAGAUGGAGGAGUUGUCUGGCCGCAUGAUGAACGCUUUGGAGAAGCUGGCGGGCGUUGACCGGGCCGAGCUCGUCCGUACUCACUCCAGAGGAUCGUCGGUCUGUGAGCCGUCUGCCCUGCUGCGACACAGUAGUGUCAACAGUGCCGAUGGUUACAGUCUGUACCGUUACCAGCUGGAGCACGAGGACAGGAUCUCUGUGUCCGGAGACAUGGAGGGAAACGACAGGAGGGUCCAGCAGAGUCCAGAGAGACGAGGAGGAAACACAGAGGGAGGAAACACAACAGUGCCAUCUGUUGGCUGUAUCUACGCUAACAUAAAGGACACAUGGAGGUAUGAGGACUGUGUUGUUUACACUUCAUGCUUCCUGUUUACAGGUGAGGUGAAGGAGUUCGGGUCGACCCUGGAGGUGAGAGGACUGAGAGAGAGGACUCAGUCUCUGUCCAACGUCGACAUCCUGAUCUCCCCCUGCGACGCCGACCGUGGACCCGCCCACACCUGCGCUGCUUCACCUCAGGCUGACGCCACUGACGCUGACAUGGAGAAACCAGCAGAGAAAACCCGACUGGAGGCGGCUCAGUCCUUCCCUCUGGACAGGUCAAAGGUCACUCAGUAUUUACCCUCUCCGACCCUCAGCGGCUCCCCCUCUCCCAACAGGAAGUCCAUCAGCAGCAUCGUCUACAGCCCCGCCCAUCACCACCAGGAGGGGCCGACCAGUGCGACCCAGCAGGCGUCCAGAUCUUCCACAGUGACGCUGGAGAAGGGUGGAGGCGACGAAACCAAACAGGAAGUAGAGGAAAGAGUAUCUGUGCUGUCUCAUGGGGAACUGGAGGGUGAGACAACAGACAGUAACCAUGGUAACAGAGACGAGGAGGAGCUGCUGUUGGGGGAGGAAAGGAUGUAUCCGACACUACGCUCCAAGAGCCUGAACGCCAACCCGAGGAAGACGAGGAUGAAGAAGAAGGACGGCGAUGAGAUGCCUCGCUCAGCCGGCAGCGUCAAAGAUCUGGUGUCGGCGUUCAGCAGGACGGGGGGACGGACACGAUCCAGGACCAGGUCCAGAGACUCUGACUGUUGAUCCUGAAGGACUGAGGUGACUCUGCACCGUCCAAUCAGCUCAGCUCACAGCUCAGGACACAGAAACUACAAAGAGACGGCAAAUGACCACAAAGAGACAAAUGAGGACAUCAAAGUGGUGACAUAGUUUAUUACUGCAGAGCAGCGAGGAGUCUGCAUGUUUUAUUCUGUAUGUCAAUCAAUCAAUCAAUCAAUUUUAUUUAUAAAGCCCAAUAUCACAAAUCACAAUUUGCCUCACAGGGCUUUACAGCAUACGACAUCCCUCUGUCCUUAUGACCCUCACAGCUGAUCAGGAAAAACUCCCCAAAAAAACCCCUUUAACGGGGGAAAAAAACGGUAGAAACCUCAGGAAGAGCAACUGAGGAGGGAUCCCUCUUCCAGGACGGACAGACGUGCAAUAGAUGUCGUACAGAACAGAUCAGCAUAAUAAAUUAACAGUAAUCCGCAUGACACAAUGAGAGAGAGAGAGAGAGAGAGAGAGAGAGAGAGAGAGAGACAGAGAGAGACAGAGAGAGAGACAGAGAGAGAGAUGCAG